AUGUUACGAAAAGAUUUUAUAUCUAGAAGUCAAUAUAAACAAAGAUUAGCGACGUUUCAAUCCGCAAUGAAAUUACCAAUGGUAAUAGGACAAUGCUUCGGUCUUAAUCCUGUUAUUGGAAUUUUCGAUGUCGACGCAACUAAAAUUAAGUUUAAAUUGUGUUCAGCUCGAUGCUUGUAUACGAUCUUUUCUAUAUUGGGACAAGCUUCAAUGUUAUUCUUCUCUAUAUUAAAGUAUUUAAAAGAUACUGAUACGUCAUUAUCAUCUAACACAACCCUAGCUUUCUAUAGCUCAAACUUUGUAACAACUGUAUUAUUUUUGCGUAUGGCAACAAAAUGGCCGAGACUUUGCUUGCAAAUCUCUAUGACAGAAGCGACCAGCCCCAACAUCGACAUCUCAUUGGUCAAGAAAUGUAACAUGACUUGCAUACUCGUUUUAGCAUUGGCACUAGUUGAACAUUUCCUCUCAGAUCUGUCAGGACUGGCUGCGGUGAUUGAUUGCGAGCCAGAGAAGAAUGUCUACGAGGCCUUUGUAAAGCACAGCUUCCCUUGGGUCUAUGCAUUUGUGCCUUACAAUCAUUUUAUUGGAUUUCUAACACAGGUUUUCAACAUACAGUCGACGUUUACGUGGAGUUUUGCGGAUUUAUUUAUAAUCUGCAUCAGUUUUUAUUUAACGUCAAGACUGGAGCAAGUCAAUGAUAAAAUUGUUAAAGCUCGUGGAAAAAAUAUGCCGCAACAUUUCUGGCGCACAGUCCGUGAGGAUUACAACCGAGCUGCGUCUCUUGUGCGGCGUGUUGACGAAGUUAUUGGAGCUAUCAUCUUCAUAUCAUUCGCAAACAACCUUUUCUUUAUUUGUCUACAAUUGUAUAAUACUUUAAAACCCCUACACGGCUACGAGCAAGCUACAUAUUUCAUGUAUUCGUUCAUAUUUCUGGUAAUGCGUUCAUUGGCAGUAUCUCUGAUAGCGGCUAAAGUGUACGCUGCCAGUCGUAAGCCGGCAACCAGUUUAUACGACGUAUCGUACAAUGCAUAUAGUGUCGAGAUCCAAAGAUUUCUUAAUCAAGUCCACGGAGAUACGGUGGCAUUGAGUGGACUUCAGUUCUUCAAUAUAAAGAAAGGCCUCGUGCUCUCAAUUGCUGGAACAAUCGUAACAUAUGAACUGGUCUUGCUUCAAUUCACGGGAGUAACGCCUACUUCGAGUCCACCAGUUGCAGAUCUGUUGUCGUAA
This is a messenger RNA of Papilio xuthus (Asian swallowtail), 1227 nucleotides long. RefSeq names its product gustatory receptor for sugar taste 64e-like. Gene Ontology annotation, cellular component: membrane. Gene Ontology annotation, molecular function: taste receptor activity. Gene Ontology annotation, biological process: sensory perception of chemical stimulus; detection of chemical stimulus involved in sensory perception of taste. The transcript is spliced from 9 exons. NCBI's taxonomy places the organism in Eukaryota, Metazoa, Arthropoda, Insecta, Lepidoptera, Papilionidae. The record is from RefSeq and is a predicted model, not a curated record. Bases 1 to 1227 code for a protein of 408 amino acids.